AUGCAGCUCCUUCGCUGCGCCGCGCGACUUCUGGUAGCAUGGGGAAAUGGGCGGACAGGGAACUUGGAAGCAGGCGAGUUGCAGUGCAAGGUAUCCGUAAGGUACCUGGCCUUCGAGAUGGGUCGGUUCCAAUGGAAGUGUCCGAGAUGUGGCCCUCGGAACUCGCAUGUUCCUGAAAGAGGGGAGAAGAUCCGGACAAGCGGUCAGAAUCUUACAUUGCGAAGGAUGUGGACGUGGGCGGCGUGCUUCUCUGCGGCUCAAAGAAGAGAGUGA
Messenger RNA from Colletotrichum orchidophilum, 273 nucleotides. RefSeq lists its product as uncharacterized. Bases 1 to 273 code for a protein of 90 amino acids. NCBI's taxonomy places the organism in Eukaryota, Fungi, Ascomycota, Sordariomycetes, Glomerellales, Glomerellaceae. The record is from RefSeq and is a predicted model, not a curated record. The transcript has a single exon.